Molecule: messenger RNA, 2110 nt
Organism: Phoenix dactylifera (date palm)
Lineage: Eukaryota; Viridiplantae; Streptophyta; Magnoliopsida; Arecales; Arecaceae
Product: putative ADP-ribosylation factor GTPase-activating protein AGD6
Biological process (GO): vesicle-mediated transport
Molecular function (GO): GTPase activator activity
Source: RefSeq, a predicted model, not a curated record
AUUCCUCACUUUUCAUUUCCGCACUCCUUUUUUUAAGCACCGCCCGAAGCUAAAUUCUUUUCGUCCAACCAUGCUUGCGGCGGUUCCGACCGAACACCACGUUGGAUCUCCACUUCCUUUUGCUCCUACCAGUGGUGAUGAGGUGGCCGUCGGUUACAUGCCUCCAGCCUCCACCCGUCCCCCGACUCCCGGGUGCAAAAAACCGGACGCAUUCCCCCCUGGCUCGCAGGAAACGCCCGACCCCUUUAUAUCAGCCAGCCAUCCAACCCUCCGAGAAAGGGGAAACCAAGCAGAGGCCACCCGCUCCAUCCUCCACCGGAUUUCCUCACCUCCAUCCGGAACGACCCCCGAAAUCUCUCCAUCUAGUUUUCUUCCCUUCCUUUUCUCUACUCGAUUCGAUUAUCGUUUAGAUUUCUUUCGUUAGAAAGAUCGAUCGAUCGAUCGAUCUUGGCCGGAGAUGGCCGCGGCCACGGCCUCGCGGCGGCUUCGCGAGCUCCAGUCCCAGGCAGGGAACAAGACGUGCGUGGACUGCGCCCAGAAGAACCCGCAGUGGGCCUCCGUCUCCUACGGCGUCUUCAUGUGCCUCGAGUGCUCCGGCAAGCACCGCGGCCUCGGCGUCCACAUCAGCUUCGUCCGCUCCGUCACCAUGGACUCUUGGUCCGAGAUCCAGCUCAAGAAGAUGGAGGCCGGAGGCAACGACCGCCUCAACGCCUUCCUCGCCCAGUACGGCGUUCCCAAGGACACCGACAUCGUCGCCAAGUACAGCACCAAGGCCGCCGCCGUCUACCGCGAUCGUAUCCAGGCCCUCGCUGAGGGCCGCCCCUGGCAGGACCCCCCUGUCGUCAAAGAAACCCUAUCCCUCUCCACUGCCGGCGGGGCUGCUGGGGCCCGAAAACCACCGCUGGGGCAGACCGGCGGCAAGACCGGCAACUCGGUGACUCAUGGGGGCUGGGAUAGCUGGGACAAUGACGGCUUCCGGUCGUCGUCCGAUAUCAGGCGGCACCAGUCGGUCGGCGAUCUCAGGGGAGGGAGCGGCGGCGGCGGCGGCAGAGGGGGGAGAGAUGUUCCUUCGAGGUCCAGGUCCACGGAGGAUAUGUACAUGAGGUCUCAGCUGGAGGCCUCGGCGGCGAACAAGGAGAGCUUCUUCGCGAGGAAGAUUGCAGAGAAUGAGGCUCGGCCCGAUGCGAUCCCGCCGUCUCAGGGAGGGAAGUACGUGGGAUUCGGGUCAACCCUGCCGCCACGGAGCACUUCCCAGAGAGACAUGUUCUCCCUUGUUUCUCAGGGUCUCGGCCGACUGUCCCUGGUUGCAGCUUCUGCUGCUAAUGUUGUCCAAGCUGGCACAAAGGAGCUGACUUCCAAGGUGCGGGAGGGAGGCUAUGAUUCUAGGAUGAAUGAAACAGUGAAUAUGGUUGCCACAAAAACUACUGAAGUUGGACAGAGAACAUGGGGAAUUAUGAAAGGAGUCAUGGAAAUGGCAUCGCAGAAGGUGGAUGCAUACGCAAAGGAAGGGAUGGGCUGGAAUGGGGAUGAUUGGCAGCGAAAUGAGAACGAGAGAAAUGGAUACUAUAAUCAGUUGGGACGGGAAAAAGCUUGGCAGGGUUGGGAUUCUCCUGGUGCUCCUUCUGGUGGAGGCUCCUGGAAUGAUUGGGAUGCAAGAGACAAGAAGGAAGAGCAUGGGAAGGGGGCCCAAAGUCGAGAUGGCUGGGCUGGGUGGGACGAUGUGAAAGAUGAUUGCUACGAGAAUUAUCACCACAGCUCGUCAAACAAGGCCAUUAAUCAGAAUUUAAAAUCUAAUUCUACUUCUACAUGGGCAGACGAUGGCUUCCUCAAAUGAAAGGGCCGUUUGUUUCGUAGUUUCUUUUAUCUUGGUAUGUAUUACAAAUGGAAAGAAGAGACAUGUUCUUAAUGCAGUUAACCUUUUUUCACUGCAGGAAUACGUAUUAUCAAGUUUAUCUCUUUGGCAAACAAUGAUCUGAAGAUUUUCUCUGCUAUUUGACUUUUUCGUGUUUGUAACAGAACGAUAUUUAUUUAUGUUCCAGCUUUCCAUAUACUUGUUUUUUUAGUAGAUUAAAAAUUGGUUCAAUGAAAAGGAGCAAUUAUUGCUUUUAUA